AUUGUAUAUUUUCCUCUGAUUUGAUUUUCCAUCUUCGUUUCCGAUGCUGAAGUCUCUGCUGCUUCCACCCAAAACCCUAGGAAAACUCUAACUAGGAACCGUCCCCUUCGUCUGAAUCUCUCAAUUCGGCCAUGGGCACCGGUGGUCUCCUCAACAUUCAUCCCAGAGACCUCAAAUUCCCCUUUGAACUGGGGAAGCAGAGUUCAUGCUCUAUGCAACUCACCAACAAGACGGACAAAUACGUAGCUUUCAAGGUGAAGACUACCAACCCGAAGAAGUACUGUGUCCGCCCUAAUAUGGCCGUUAUUCUGCCAGGGGAUACGUGCAAUGUCACUGUCACGAUGCAGGCGCAAAAAGAGGUGCCCCCAGAUAUGCAGACUAAGGACAAGUUUCUCAUUCAGAGCGUUCCUGCUCCAUAUGGUGCAACUACUAAAGAUAUAAAACCUGAUAUUUUUAACAUGGAGGAUGGGAGGGCUCUUGAAGAGUUCAAAUUGCUGGUCAUUUAUAUUCCUGCUAAUCCUCCCUCUCCAGUCCCCGAGGAACCAGAAGAAGGAUACUCCCCAACAGCAUCUGCAAUAGAGAAUGGCAAGAAAUCUGCCAAUCUAUUUGAUGCAGUAACUACGUCAUUUGAGAUAUCAAAGAAAAAAUCUUCUGAGGCGUGGACCAUAAUUUCCAAGUUGACUGAGGAGAAAGCAGCAGCCUUGCAGCAAAAUCAGAGGCUUCAUCAGGAAUUGGAUUUGUUGAGAAGAGAAGUGAGCAAGAACCGAUCAAACACGUCAUUACUCUUUACAGCAUUCAUUGGUCUUCUGGGUAUUGUGACUGGCUACUUAAUGAAGAAGUGGGCCAUAAACUCGUAGUUGAUUGGAUUUCUACUGGCUUUUUUCCGUCACUUGCGUUUGUCCAUCAUUUGGGAAGCCAUUAGUUGUGACAUAGAGAUGUAAAUUGUUAAGUAUCUCUUAGUGGACGAUGACGAAUAAUUGGUGGAAGCGCGUCAUUCUUUAUCUUGUCUGUCUAAGGGGGCCGUCCUGGUUUCAAGUUCGUCAACAUAGAAAGAUUGAUGUAACGUUGUUUUGGUCAAUGAGAUGACACAACGAAAGCAUUUGCUGACAUUUAAGGAUCAAAAAAUGAAGGUGUGCCAGGUUCGAAUA
Messenger RNA from Punica granatum (pomegranate), 1148 nucleotides. The record is from RefSeq and is a predicted model, not a curated record. NCBI's taxonomy places the organism in Eukaryota, Viridiplantae, Streptophyta, Magnoliopsida, Myrtales, Lythraceae.